AGCUUCCGACUCCGCCACAAUGUUAUGGGCAGAGGAAGUGAGGAGAAUGGGAGGUCGGAGCAGUGAGUGCAGCGACAGCAGCAGCGGAGAGGAAGACGGGGAUUCCGAGUGGAAAGCGGCAAUCAAUUCCGUCGCCGUAUCCUCAUCCUCGGAUUUUCUAUCUUCCUUCAUGAAUGGCUCUUCCGCAACCUCCAACAAUACCCAAAGUGACGACGACGACGACGAUGCUGGAAACCGCAAACAAAACCCACAACUCAAGUAUUACCAACUCAAGGCCCAAAAGCUUUUAGAUGAUAUGCUAGGAAAGAAACUAGAGAUGGUGAGAGACUCCAUUGAUGCUCCUCAUAAAGAUCCCGAGAUUGAUGAAGGUGGCAUUCAUUUAUUCAAACAUGCUCCCCGUGGAAUAGUGUUUGAUUAUAUAGACGAAUGUCAACAGCCAAGAAAGAAACCGAGAAUCCUUCCUGGAAAAGAGAUUGAUGAGAAAUCAAAGAAGUUUAGAAGACAAAUCCAAUCUGCUGCUGUCAAUGCAGAAGAUAUAAUGGCUACUGCAAGGGAUGCAUACCAAAAAGCAUUGGCUAGACUGGAAGCUAAAGAUGCAGCUGCAAAAGCAGCAGCUAAAAGAGAGGAGGAAAGAGUUGCGGAACUGAAGAGGAUUAGGGGUGAGAGAUGGCUACCUUCCAUUGCUAGAGAGAUGCGGGUAAAUUUUCAGGGUUGAAAUAUGUUUACUACAGAAUGCUUUGUCACUUUUGUGCUCGUGUUGCUGUCUUUGUGAGCACUAAUCCAGUAGUUUCAACUUUUUGAUUGAGAAAUAUCCAUGAUCGUAAUCUCACACUUUCUUUGCCAUUGCUGGAACAUUCAAUCAAGGAGAAACUUCACACAACUAGUAUGGAUUCAUAUUCAAAGGCAAUUUGACUUCUGCUCUUUUAGCUGUGUUGCGUCA
Molecule: messenger RNA, 940 nt
Organism: Juglans microcarpa x Juglans regia
Lineage: Eukaryota; Viridiplantae; Streptophyta; Magnoliopsida; Fagales; Juglandaceae
Exons: 4
Coding region: 20-715 (231 amino acids)
Source: RefSeq, a predicted model, not a curated record